AUGGGGGACCCUACACAUGGGGGCCCCCCACGGAACCUUCCAGAGUCCUAUACUCAGGGAGGCCGGGUCUUUGUUGAAGUUAUUGCCAAUUGUGGGGAUUCAGUAUUUGUUCGUGAUUUGAAUGGUGUAAUAUUUGUUUGUUUAUUUGAUGAUUUAAUUUCUCUUUUUUUUAAACAAAUUAACUCUUUUAUUGAUGAUGAGUCCUCUGAUGAUUCGGAUUAUUCACGUGAUGGAUCAGAUAUGGAUGAAGAAGAAUGGGAAGAUCAUGAUUCAGGAUCAGAGAGUACAAACGUGACGUCAAUUUCUUGUGAUUCUCCAUCUAGUCAACAAAGUAGAGAAUUAUUUUAA
Eimeria maxima is the source of this 348-nucleotide messenger RNA. RefSeq lists its product as hypothetical. The record is from RefSeq and is a predicted model, not a curated record. The transcript is spliced from 4 exons. NCBI's taxonomy places the organism in Eukaryota, Apicomplexa, Conoidasida, Eucoccidiorida, Eimeriidae. The coding region runs from base 1 to 348 and encodes 115 amino acids.